Apiotrichum porosum is the source of this 2118-nucleotide messenger RNA. RefSeq lists its product as uncharacterized. Gene Ontology annotation, biological process: intracellular protein transport; vesicle-mediated transport. NCBI's taxonomy places the organism in Eukaryota, Fungi, Basidiomycota, Tremellomycetes, Trichosporonales, Trichosporonaceae. The record is from RefSeq and is a predicted model, not a curated record. Gene Ontology annotation, molecular function: clathrin binding. Gene Ontology annotation, cellular component: membrane coat. The transcript is spliced from 4 exons. Bases 1 to 2118 code for a protein of 705 amino acids.
AUGGCCGACGCAAAGCUCUUCACCCGUGGCAAGAUUGCCGACCUGCGCGAUGAGCUGCGCAACUCGGGAGACAAAAAGGACAAGGGCUUUGCACGCAAGAAGACGGCGCUCAAGAAGAUUGUUGCCAACAUGACCAUGGGCAAUGACAUGUCGCCCCUGUUCCCCGACAUGGUGCAGUGCAUGCAGAUUCAGGUCCUGGAGAUCAAGAAGAUGGUGUACCUCUACCUCGUCAACUACGGCCGGUCGCGGCCAGAAGACGUCGCGCACGCCCUGGGUGGCUUCCUCUCGGACUGCGCGGACCGUAACCCCCUCAUCCGUGGUCUUGCGAUCCGAACCAUGUCCUCUAUCCCGUUGCCAAAUGUGAUCCAGUCACUGGUGGACCCGCUACGACAUGCCCUCGAGGACCAGGAUCCGUACGUGCGCAAGACGGCAGCCAUUGCGGUCGCCAAGCUCUACGCGAGCGACUAUGGCAAGAAGACGAUUGAGCGCGAAAACUUUGUGGCCAUGCUCCGCGACUUGCUGGCAGACCACAACCCGACUGUGGUCGCGAAUGCCGUUGCCGCGUUGGUGGAGAUCUCGGACCGGUCCACGGACAUUACCCUCCGCCUCAACGCGACUGUUGCGGGCAAGCUCGUUGCCGCCUUGGGAGAGUGUUCCGAGUGGGGUCAGAUCUACAUUCUCGACUCGCUCCUGAGCUUUAUCCCGCAGACGACGCUCGACGCCGAGACGCUCGCGGAGCGUAUUUCCGUUCGCCUGCAGCACGCCAACUCGGCCGUGGUGCUCACGACCAUCAAGGUGAUCCUCUACCUCAUGAACUACAUGGAGGACGAGAGCCUCAUCCGCGUGCUCGAGCGCAAGAUGGGCCCCCCGCUUGUGACUUUGCUGUCGAGCGGAUCCGAGGUGCAAUAUGUGGGCCUGCGCAACAUUCUGCUCAUCAUCCAGCGCCGCCCGGCUAUUCUCCAGAACGAGGUCAAGGUCUUCUUCUGCAAGUACAACGACCCCAUCUACGUCAAGCUCGCCAAGCUCGAGAUCAUGUACCGCCUCACGCGCGAGGAGAAUGUCACUGAGGUCCUUGCCGAGCUCAAGGAGUAUGCGUCCGAGGUUGACGUCGACUUUGUGCGCAAGGCCGUCCGCUCGAUCGGCCGUCUGGCCAUCAAGAUCUCCGCCGCCUCGGACCAGUGUGUCAUGGCUCUUCUGGACCUCAUGAAGACCAAGAUCUCGUAUGUGGUCCAGGAGGCCAUUGUUGUGAUCAAGGACAUUUUCCGCCGUUACCCCAACCAGUACGAGAGUGUCAUUGGCACGCUGUGCGAAAACCUCGACGUCCUCGACGAGCCCGAGGCCAAGGCAGCCAUGAUCUGGAUCUUGGGCCAGUAUGCCGACCGUAUCGAAAACUCGGACGAGUUGCUGGACGAUUUCAUGUUUUCGUUCCGCGAGGAGCCGGCGGAGGUCCAGCUCGCCCUCCUCACCGCUACUGUCAAGCUCUUCAUCCGUCGCCCAACCGCAGCAACAGAACUGCUCCCCAAGGUGCUCAAGCUCGCGACCGAGGAGGCCGAGAACCCCGACCUGAGAGACCGUGGUUUCAUGUACUGGCGUCUGCUCACGUCCAACCCGGCCGCCGCGCGCGACAUUGUCCUCACCGACAAGCCUGUCAUUUCGACGGAGACCGACCGCAUGGACAAGGGCAUGCUCGACCAGCUGUUGAUGCACACCGGUACCCUGGGAAGCAUCUACCACAAGAACCCCGAGACGUUCAUCCGUACCGCCAAGCCGCGGUACUUGCCCGACUCGCCAGCUCUCAACUCGUCUUCGCGCAGGCACCUCGUCUCGGCUCGCGGUCUGAACUUUACGCCGCGCACAGCCUCGUCUUCCGGUGGUGGUGGUGGUGGUGGUGGUGGCGGCGCGUCCUCGUCUGCGCCCAACAUGCCCCCUCGCCCGGCGGCGUCCAACGGCAACGACAACGGUGCGGCCCGCGGCGGCUCGUCGCAGCCCACAUCGCCGAUUUCGCCAGACGACCCGUACUCUGCCCUCGGCGACCUCGACCUCCUUGGUGGCGGCGGAUACAGUAACGAUGCGCCGAAGCCUCGUGGCGCGGGUGCCCAGGAUGACCUGUUGUUUUAG